AUGGCUUCAUCAGCGGUAUCAACGCCAUCAUCGGCUGGCUCACCAGCAGCCCUUGCGCCCACCCCUCCUGUUCUCGCCAUCAAAAUUGGAAAUUCAUCAAAUAUCAACACUAUGGCUUCAGUAUCGAGUGCUUCUACCCCCACCAUCAUGACGACGAAGGAAUGGGUUAUUCCGCCACGACCGAAGCCUGGACGAAAGCCUGCGACUGAUACCCCACCAACGAAGAGAAAGGCUCAAAAUAGAGCUGCUCAACGUGCUUUUAGGGAACGACGGGCUGCCCGAGUAGGUGAAUUGGAAGAACUACUUGAAGAGGCGAAGGAAGAUUAUCGAAGGCGCGAGAAUGAUAUGAGGUUGAAGAUUACUAGACUUGAGGCAGAUGUAUCCCGGUUCAAUGGUGAACUCCAAUCAUGGAGAGUACGAUGCGAGACCCUCGAUCGAAUUGCAGAAUAUGAAAAGCGAGAGAAGGAAGCUGCACUCAAGGAAUUGGCAUAUCUCAGGAAUGGUUUUCAGAGCACAAGUACUGAUGCUGUCCCUCUUCCACCACGUCGGAACCGUCAGUCAACACAAACAUUACCACGAUUGCCACGACAACAACAAAUUCCUUAUGUUCCUGAGGUUGAGGAAUCGCAUGAUAUUGGAUGUGGUAAUUGCAAGUCUACGGGUGAAUGUGCUUGUGUUGAACAAGUGAUUGCCAUGUCAGCUGAAGGCUGUGGCAACUGCAGCCCAGACACUCAUUGCCAGUGCUUAGAGGAAACCCUCAAGGAUGUCGGCAUGGAUUUGAAGAGAGCACAUUCUCCUACAAUAGAUGGUGCUGCAGAGAAACGCGCCCGUUUGUCAUCUAGGCCAUCUACUCCCCUUGAGAUUGAUUUUACCGCCCAAUUCUCCUCGCGACGACAGCCAGCCAUCCGCGAGCUAUCACCUCCACCUCAGAUCAUGACACGACCUAUUGAAUCAUGUGGCUUCUGUGAUCAAGGAACAUAUUGUAUGUGUGCCGCAGCAGCCGCUGAUGCUAAUGCUGCACAUGAAAGAGAGCGCGAGAAUCGUCUUGCACCUUUACUUAACGAAGUCACACCUCCGCCAUCAGACACAGAUGUUGAGAACACACAGAUCAAGCUUCCAUCUAUGCAACCUAAUCAUAUGCAUCGCCCAGUUACUGCCGCACCAACUUCAAAUCCUUGUGCCAAUGGCCCUGGUACCUGCAAACAAUGUAUGAGUGAUCCAAAGUCGGGAUUGUUCUGUCGAUCACUUGCAGCAAUGAGAGCUUCUCCAGGUUCAUCCCCACCCGACGGAUGCUGUGGUGGAAAAUCUUCUGGUGGUGGCUGUUGCAAGACAAUGCAACCGGCUUCUUCAUCAGAACCACCCCCAAGCUUAUCCGUUGCGGAAACCUACAAGACUCUUGCUACCCACAAGAAUUUUGAUCAAGCUAGUGAUGAGCUGAACACGUGGCUGGGUCGUCUUCAUGCUACACCGCUCCAACACGCCGGUAGAGCGCCCAUGGAAGUGGAGGCUGCAAGUGUCAUGGGUGUGCUGAAACUCUUUGAUCGAAGAUUUGGAAGAGGUUGA
This is a messenger RNA of Sclerotinia borealis F-4128, 1563 nucleotides long. The record is from the annotation of a GenBank genome assembly. Lineage: Eukaryota; Fungi; Ascomycota; Leotiomycetes; Helotiales; Sclerotiniaceae.